AUGGUUUCAAUUAAAGUUAACAACGACUCUGUCAAGUACUCUGAGGAUAACUCAAAGUUAUCUACUACGUACACCUACAAGAACUCCAUCGUCAAGGAGUCCGAGCCUGGUGUGUUUACCGUUUCUCCUUUCACAAAGGAUUACGAAUUUGACGUGAACUUGAAAGUUCCAAAGGUUGGUUUGUUGCUCGUUGGUUUGGGCGGUAACAAUGGUUCCACUUUUGUCUCUGCUGUUGAGGCCAACAAGCAGAAGAUUACUUUCAACACCAAAGAUGGUGAAGUUAAGGCCAAUUACUUUGGUUCUGUUACUCAGUCUUCCACAGUUAAGAUUGGUAUCGACGAGACCGGCAGAGAUGUCUAUGUUCCGUUCAGCUCCAUCUUGCCAUUGGUUAACCCAAGUGACUUGAUUGUCAGCGGUUGGGACAUCAGUGGUUAUGACUUGGAGAAGGCUGCCAAGAGAGCCAAGGUUUUGGAAUACGACUUGCAACAAAAGUUGGGUCCAACUUUGAAGAACUACAAGCCUUUGAAGUCCAUCUACUACCCAAGUUUCAUUGCUGCUAACCAGGAGGAGAGAGCUGACAACAUCUUCAACGUUGAUGCCAAUGGAAACAUUGACCAAAAGUCCAAGUGGGCUCACGUUGAACAGAUCAGAUCAGACAUCAAGAACUUCAAGGAGUCCAACAAGUUGGACAGUGUUAUUGUCUUGUGGACUGCAAACACUGAGCGUUACUCAAAACUUUUGGAUGGUGUCAAUGAUACCUCUGCCAACUUGUUGAAGUCCAUCAAGGAAGGUCACGCUGAAGUUUCUCCAUCUACCGUGUUUGCCGUUGCAUCCAUUUUGGAGAAGGUUCCAUUCAUCAACGGUUCCCCUCAAAACACGUUUGUUCCAGGUGUUGUUGAAUUGGCUGAGGAAUACAAGUCCUUCAUCGGUGGUGAUGAUUUCAAAUCUGGUCAAACCAAGAUGAAGUCUGUCUUGGCCCAAUUCUUGGUUGAUGCUGGUAUCAAGCCUGUUUCCAUUGCUUCUUACAACCAUUUGGGUAACAAUGAUGGUUACAACUUGAGUUCCAACGAGCAAUUCAGAUCCAAAGAGAUUUCCAAGGGAUCUGUCAUUGACGAUAUCGUUGAGUCUAACAGCAUCUUGUACAACAAGGAGCUUGGUGACAAAGUUGAUCACUGUAUCGUUAUCAAGUACAUCCCUGCUGUUGGUGAUUCCAAGAUUGCCAUGGAUGAGUACUACUCUGAGUUGAUGCUUGGUGGUCACAACAGAAUCUCCAUUUCCAACGUUUGUGAGGAUUCCUUGUUGGCCACCCCAUUGAUCAUUGAUUUGGUUGUCAUGACUGAAUUCUUGUCCAGAGUUUCCUACAAGGAGGCUUCCAGCAGCGAGGAGCAGCCUUUGUACCCAAUUUUGGGUUACUUGUCCUACUGGUUGAAGGCUCCUUUGACCAGAAAGGGAUUCCAAACCAUUAACGGUUUGAACAAACAAAAGCAAGGUUUGGAGAACUUCUUGAAGGUUUUGGUUGGUAUUCCAAUCUCUGACGAGUUGAGAUUCGAAGAGAGAUUGUAA
Molecule: messenger RNA, 1563 nt
Organism: Williopsis jadinii
Lineage: Eukaryota; Fungi; Ascomycota; Saccharomycetes; Phaffomycetales; Wickerhamomycetaceae
Gene: INO1
Product: inositol-3-phosphate synthase INO1
Exons: 1
Coding region: 1-1563 (520 amino acids)
Biological process (GO): phospholipid biosynthetic process; inositol biosynthetic process
Cellular component (GO): cytoplasm
Molecular function (GO): inositol-3-phosphate synthase activity
Source: RefSeq, a predicted model, not a curated record